Messenger RNA from Prosopis cineraria, 414 nucleotides. RefSeq lists its product as uncharacterized. The record is from RefSeq and is a predicted model, not a curated record. The coding region runs from base 1 to 414 and encodes 137 amino acids. NCBI's taxonomy places the organism in Eukaryota, Viridiplantae, Streptophyta, Magnoliopsida, Fabales, Fabaceae. The transcript is spliced from 2 exons.
AUGAAGAAAGAAUGGAACAUAUGGUAUAAAUUAUUUUCUAGUGAAACUAGCUUAGGAUGGGAUAGUGUCAAGAAUACUGUUGAUGCUUCAGAUGAGUGGAAUGUCUUGGCAACUGGGGAGACACUAUUUGUACCAUCUACUACCCAAAUCCAAAUAGAGGAGGAUGAUGAUGAUGAGGAUAUGUACUGCCCCACCAUUGACCUUCAAGAAGGAUCUGAUAAUAGUGAAGAGGAGCUAAAUUUAUUUGACACUAUAGCACCUGUGGGGGUCACUGAUGAGUUGUUGGGCCUGAAUGUUAUCACAAAUAUUGGUGGAACUAGUGGUGAUGGAACUCAAGGCAAGAGAAAGAGAGUUGGGGGAGUUGGCGGGAGGAAAAAGCAAAAAGUCCCUGCCUCAAUUAAAAUAGAGAUGUGA